Daucus carota subsp. sativus is the source of this 2593-nucleotide messenger RNA. Its product is annotated as protein FAR1-RELATED SEQUENCE 11. NCBI's taxonomy places the organism in Eukaryota, Viridiplantae, Streptophyta, Magnoliopsida, Apiales, Apiaceae. Gene Ontology annotation, molecular function: zinc ion binding. Bases 269 to 2317 code for a protein of 682 amino acids. The record is from RefSeq and is a predicted model, not a curated record. Gene Ontology annotation, biological process: regulation of DNA-templated transcription. The transcript has 4 exons.
AACGGGUGUUUUCGUGGUCGAUCAAAGUCAUAGCAGGCGUCGGAUAAGCAUAUGCGCACGUUAUAAAGAGCCAGGCCCCCAUCACAUCCCCUGCGCAAAUUAGGGUUCUCCCCCCAAAUCAAUUGAAUUUCUUGUCUCCUUUCCUUUCUCUUGCCCCCUAUUUAAUUCAACAAUCUCUACAGCUACUUUUCAAAUUUGCAGCCUACUGUUUAAUUAUUCUUGUUAUCGUAUGGUUUGUGUUUGACCAGAAGUAGGAUUUGAGGGGGCUAUGAUGUCUGAAGAGACUGAAAAUAUUAUGGUCGUUUAUGAUGAUCACUCUGAGCAAAGGUCUCUGUCAUUGGAUGAUACAAGCAGCACUGAGGAAUCACCAGAUGAAUCAAGAUUCUCCUUGGAAACAAAUGAUGCAAUUCCUUAUAUUGGGCAAAGAUUUACCACUCACGAUGCUGCCUAUGACUUCUACAGUGAAUUUGCCAAAAGAAACGGAUUUUCUAUUCGCCGUCAUCGCACAGAAGGUAAAGAUGGAGUAGGCAAAGGGCUAACGAGACGAUACUUUGUUUGCCACCGUGCAGGCAAUACUCCCGUCAAAGCCCUAACUGAAAAUAAGCCUCAACGAAAUCGCAAGUCCUCACGAUGCAAUUGCCAAGCAUAUAUGCGGAUAAGCAAGACAACUGAAAUGGGAGCAGCAGAAUGGCGAGUCACUGGAUUUGGAAACAAUCAUAAUCAUGAACUUCUAGAAGCGAACCAAGUUCGUUUUCUUCCUGCAUAUCGAACCAUCUCAGAUACAGAUAAGAGCAGGAUUCUUAUGUUUGCGAAAACUGGAAUUUCAGUGCAACAGAUGAUGAGGCUCAUGGAGCUAGAGAAAUGCGUGGAACCUGGAUAUCUGCCCUUCACAGAGAAGGAUGUUCGAAAUCUGCUCCAGUCAUUUAGGAAAGUAGAUCCAGAGGACGAGAGCAUAGAUCUACUGAAAAUGUGCAGAAACAUUAAGGAUAAAGAUCCAAAUUUUCAGUUUCAGUAUACACUUGAUUUAAACAAUAGGCUGGAGAAUAUUGCCUGGUCAUAUGCCUCUUCAAUCAGGUCAUAUGAGGUGUUCGGUGAUGCAAUUGUAUUUGAUACAACCCGCCGCUUAACUGCAUUUGACAUGCCCCUUGGAAUAUGGGUUGGAAUGAAUAACUAUGGUAUGCCUUGCUUCUUUGGUUGUGUUCUUCUAAGAGAGGAAAACUUGAGAUCAUUCUCCUGGGCUCUGAAGGCAUUCGCUGGUUUCAUGAAUGGUAAGGCUCCACAGACAAUAUUAACCGAUCAAAAUAUGUGUCUGAAAGAAGCAAUAUCAAUUGAGAUGCCUACCACCAAGCAUGCCCUUUGCAUUUGGUUAAUUGUGGCCAAGUUCCCGUCUUGGUUUAAUGCUGUCCUGGGAGAACGCUACAAUGAGUGGAAGGUUGAGUUUUAUCGAUUAUUUAAUAUGGAGUCAAUCGAGGAAUUUGAACUUGGGUGGAGGGACAUGGUCGCUUCCUUUGGACUUCAUACUAACAGGCAUAUAGCAAGUUUGUUCGCAUUAAGAUCACAUUGGGCAUUGCCAUACUUAAGAAGCUAUUUCUUUGCUGGAAUGACCACUGCUGGACACGCGAAGUCUAUUAAUGCUUUCAUCCAACGGUUUCUCAGUGCACAAACAAGGCUUUCACAUUUUGUGGAGCAAGUUGCCACUGCUGUGGAUUUUAAAGAUCAAGCAGGAGAACAACAAACAAUGCAACAGAAUAUCCAAAACAUAUGCCUGAAAACUGGGGCUCCUAUGGAAUCGCAUGCGGCCAUAAUAUUGACCCCUUUUGCAUUCUCUAAGCUUCAAGAACAACUUGUCUUGGCUGCCCAUUAUGCAUCAUUUCAGAUGGAUGAAGUUUUUCUUGUUAGGCACCACACAAAGCUUGAAGGAGGACGGAGUGUUUAUUGGUCUCCACAGGAAGGAAUAAUUAGUUGCAGUUGCCAUCAGUUUGAGUUUUCCGGAAUACUUUGUCGGCAUGCCCUGCGAGUUCUCUCUACUGGAAAUUGCUUUCAAAUCCCAGAGAGGUACCUUCCUCUCCGAUGGCGUAGAAUUAGCACUCCAUCUGCCAAGCUCCUCCAUACUAGUUCAAGCGAUCAUGCUGAACGAGUGCAGUUAUUACAGAAUAUGGUGUCAACUCUUAUCACAGAAUCUGCCAAGUCAAAAGAUCGUCUUAAUAUUGCAACUGACCAAGUUUCAAUGCUUCUGUCUCGGAUUAAAGAGCAUCCUGUACCCUCAUCAGGCACGAGAGAAAUUGCUUCUUAUAAAAGGAAUCUUGAUUACAGGUGAUACACCAUAGAACCAUACCAAGAUUUUGUUGUAGAAAGCAGUGAUUAACAUUUAAACCACAAGGAUUUAGUGCUUCACAUAUGGAAUGAUACCUCUCUUUCUUAAAGAGUUGUAGAUGCCUUGUUGCUGAUACUCUGUGCUUGACAUUUUUGUAAUUACAGACUGACAGUUGGUUUUACUUGUGAGGUACUAUAACUUAUACUAACAUAUCUAUUAAAGUGGAGUAUGUGCAAGUUCAUAUUUUUAUGUGUAAAAUUUUAGACCUUUAGAACUAAA